Molecule: messenger RNA, 1395 nt
Organism: Cavenderia fasciculata
Lineage: Eukaryota; Evosea; Eumycetozoa; Acytosteliales; Cavenderiaceae
Exons: 4
Coding region: 1-1395 (464 amino acids)
Biological process (GO): protein ubiquitination
Cellular component (GO): cytoplasm
Molecular function (GO): ubiquitin protein ligase activity
Source: RefSeq, a predicted model, not a curated record
AUGGGAAUCAUCAGCUCAAGGUCAUAUUAUCCUAGAGAGGAUGACGAGGGUGUUGGACAAGUAGACCCAACAACGAGUAAUGCAGGUGGAGGUGGAGGAGGACGAGGAGACGAGGAGAUGGCAUAUCCCAUGACUUCGUUGUCAUCAUCGUUACUACCUCAACUCUUUAAUACUCCUGUUGUCUAUAGCAAGAUUGCAAUAAGAAAGGAUACCAUUAAAGUGGUUAGAGUUGACAAGAAUAACAACAAUAGUAGUAGUAGUACAUCGUCAUCUAACACUGGUGUCAAUGAAACAGACCAAGAACAAGAUAAAGUUGUUAUUAUUACUAAAUUACAACAACCAAAUUAUCACGUUGAUAAUGAAGAAGAUAGUAGUAAUAAUGAUAUUAUUACUUCAACAACUUCAACAACUGCAACAACAAAUAACAAUAACAACAACAACAACAACAAUGAAAGUAUAGAUAUAAAUGAAAGGUUUCCUACUAUUGAGAAUUAUGAUGAUGACAAUAAUAAUAAUAAUACAGAUAUAACAUUACAAGUAACAGACCCAUCAACUACUUCAACAACAUCAACAACUACAACUACUACAACUACUACAGCCAAGGUUAUUAAUACUACUGCUAGUAAAUCAACAUCACUAGAACCAAUUGUAAUCACAGAAGGAAUAUACAAUAUUAAAUUUAAAUUUGAUUCUGAAGAGCCAUGCGUAAUUGAUAUUUACUUGUUGGCUCAUGAAGCUGAUGAAUCAGAUACUAUUAAUGAAUGUAAUACACAUCUUGGGCCAUUCCAUUUCAGUAGAGGAUUGGAUCAAUCAUUUUCACUUUCCAACUCUGAAUACAUUGAUGUUUCAAAAUUCUCAACAAAGGAUCUAACUACCUUUGCAAUUGAAAAGGUUCAAUAUCCACUCAUUAUAACUUUAAAGACUGUUUCAUAUUUAGAGGAUCCAUCAUCAUCAUCAUCAUCAACAUCAACAACAUCAACACAAAAAAUAAUUAGAUGUCAAUAUUCCUAUUUAACAUUACUUGCAUGUGAUGAUUACACCUAUGAUGUUAAAGCAUUAAAACAAAAAAAUUUUAUUGAUAGUAAAACAAGUUAUAUUACACAUGAUAUUUAUGGAUAUCACAGUAAUAGUAAUGAAACACCAGGAAACGAUGAUGAUAAAUUAUGUUUGACAUGUAUGAGUGAAGAGAGAGAUACAUUACUUAUUCCAUGUCGUCACUUUUAUCUUUGUGCCAAUUGUGCCAGAGAAAUCAAAGGUCGUUGUCCACUUUGUAGAUCAAUUGUUGGUUCAAUUUUAAAAGUUUCUAAAAAAGAUUUAGAAUUACACCAACUACAACAUAAUAAUCAACAAUUUCUUCAACAACAACAACAAGAAGAUCGACAUCAAGAGUUGUAA